AUGUCCCGCCUGUUGCUUUUGGCAUUGCUUCUUGGGAUCUGUGCGGCCGCUCCCGCCUCCGAUGUCGAGACCCUGGAGAUCACGAGCGCAGAUCGCAAGCUCCGCGCGCUGGGCUACCGUGUCCAGAUCAGGACCAGCAUCGCCGUUGUUAACACGGGCAAGGCCCCGAUCGCGUCGUCCAGCUCCGGGCAGAGGGAGACGCCGCUGAAGGGCGCCCUGGUGGUCCUCCCCGAGGCACCCCACAACGUCACCUGCCUGCGAUUCCAGCUGAACGCCCCCCUUCCGCCCAAAGGCACCCUCGACUUUGAGGUGGUGGGCGUGUAUGUCGGGACCCUGGAGCCCUGGCCCAGGCAGGCCCCCGCCGACGCACCCACCCUGGCCCUCUAUCGUGACAGUGCCGCGCUGGUGUCGCCCUACCCGGUCCGCCAGCAGACCUUCAAGAUGGAACUGGGCAGGAUCGAGUCGGUGGAGGCGCCCGGCGCGGAGGUCACAACGAAGGGGCAGGGCGCCGAGGUGCGGGCCCCGGGCGCCACCCCCCCCUUCCGCCAGCUCCCCUUCGCCGCCCACUUCGAGGUGGUGGGCCUGUUUGUGAAGGGCCGCUCGGCGCGCCGCCGCGUCGACGUCAGCCCCGUGGGCGCGUCCCAGUUCGACGAGGAGUACGAGGUGGAGCACCGAGGCGCGGCGCUGAAGGGCGAGUGGUCCCGGCUGGACUACAUCUCGCGCACGAAGAAGUACGGCCCCGGCGCCGUCAGCGGCCUGCAUGUCACGGGCUUGCCAGCCAACGCGGCCAACCUCUACUUCCGCGACGGCAUCGGCAACAUCUCCUCCUCUGCCGUCCAACGCACCGAGACCGGGGUGCGAGUGCUCCUCCAGCCCCGCUACCCUCUCUUUGGCGGCUGGACCACAGACUUCAAGUUUGGGUGCGUCACCGAGGUGGCCUUUGACGAGGCGGAGCUCAAGGUGAUUUUGCCGCCAGGGGCAACUCUGCUCAACGUGGAGCUUCCCAUGGAAGUGGAGCGGAGGUUGGAGGUCACGCACGACUUCCUUUCUCUGGUCGGACGGACUGUGGUCGUACUGCGAAGGCCCAUGUACGUACCCGAACUCAACGUUCCCCUCCGCGUGACCUUCAAGCCGGGGGGCACGAUACUGGAAAAGUCUACCGCAUGGCUCGUGACGGGCGCGGCCCUGGUGGCGGGAGCGAGCAUCGUGCGACGGAUCGCCUCCAGCUGA
Messenger RNA from Auxenochlorella protothecoides, 1230 nucleotides. Its product is annotated as Dolichyl-diphosphooligosaccharide-protein glycosyltransferase subunit 1. Gene Ontology annotation, cellular component: oligosaccharyltransferase complex; membrane. Bases 1 to 1230 code for a protein of 409 amino acids. The transcript has 10 exons. Lineage: Eukaryota; Viridiplantae; Chlorophyta; Trebouxiophyceae; Chlorellales; Chlorellaceae. The record is from RefSeq and is a predicted model, not a curated record.